AUGCAAUCUGAGCCAGACUAUUUAGCCCACCAAGAAGUUGUGAAGCCGCAGCUAGCCAGCUGUGUCCUCCACACUGCAACUCCACUUAAGCACCCAGUGUCACUGUCAAGACUGUUCAUCAUGGAAUACACAGUGCCAAAUGGAAGCUAUGGAGCAUCCAUUUCUCCCUCCGGGUACUCCUUGAAAUACAAUACUUCAGUGAACUCGAGGAAUUUGACCUCUCUGGCCACUCUGGCUGAGAUUAUCGAUGAUUGUAACAAAAAUAAAACUAAUGGUAUGCGUGCAUACAUCCAGAUCCUUAACCUCGUAACUGCCCUUCCAGCAAAUGUAGUGCUUCUCUGGCUGCUGUUAAAGAACAGAAAGACUAUGUCACCCUCUGAGGUUUUAGGUCUAAACUUUGCCAUACUUGGUGUGCUGUUUUGCCUCAGUCUGCCAUUGGAUAUUUCUAUGGUAAUUGCCCAGAACCGCUCAGGACUACCCCUGCACAUUGUACAAGCCUUUGCCACCCUCAGUUACUUCGGCUGCCCACUUUUGCUGACCAGUAUGUGCUUGGAGCGCUACGUGGCUGUGACAUACCCUGUGCUCUUCAUGAAGCUGGGGAAACGGGAGUAUCGUGCUGCAUGUUCUGCUAUCAUCUGGUUUCUCACCUGCAUCAUGGCAGCAUUCAUGUUUGUCUACACCAUUGCUAACAUGGCUCUGAUUUUAUCUACCAUUUUGAACGUACUGUUUUUAGUCAUGGUUGCCUGUCUGGUGGGCAUUGUGUGUGUGUUGAGUAAAAAGGGCCCAGGUGAAGGGGGCCAAAAUAAUUCAUCCAUAAAAAAGCAUGCUCUAAAGAAUGUUGUAGCAAUAUUGGUGCCCUCAACUAUAACCUAUUUUCCAAUGCUGGGUCUGGCCCCUUUUCUGCUGAUAAUACAAAUCCUUGAAAUAAAAAGCACAAAUAGGGAUAUCUGUCAGUUUUUGAUGAUGUUUGCUGUUCUCCCCAAUUUUGGAAUUUGCUUGGGGCCCAUGUUCUACAUGGCCCGGGUGAAGCAAAUGUUCUGUAGCAGGAAUAAUGAAUCAGGAGACACAAAAGAGACCACUACAGUCCAGAAAAUGUAA
Molecule: messenger RNA, 1098 nt
Organism: Tachysurus vachellii
Lineage: Eukaryota; Metazoa; Chordata; Actinopteri; Siluriformes; Bagridae
Product: proteinase-activated receptor 3-like
Exons: 2
Coding region: 1-1098 (365 amino acids)
Biological process (GO): phospholipase C-activating G protein-coupled receptor signaling pathway; positive regulation of Rho protein signal transduction
Cellular component (GO): membrane
Molecular function (GO): G protein-coupled receptor activity
Source: RefSeq, a predicted model, not a curated record